Molecule: messenger RNA, 2258 nt
Organism: Colletes gigas
Lineage: Eukaryota; Metazoa; Arthropoda; Insecta; Hymenoptera; Colletidae
Gene: Lsd-1
Product: lipid storage droplets surface-binding protein 1
Exons: 10
Coding region: 764-1927 (387 amino acids)
Biological process (GO): positive regulation of triglyceride storage; lipid storage
Cellular component (GO): lipid droplet; cytosol
Source: RefSeq, a predicted model, not a curated record
CGAUGAGACGGUGUGCUCGGAAGUUCGUUCCGAUUGAUAAAUAGAUAUAAUUGGGCACGGUUGUCGCGAGAUUCGACAUCGUAACGAGUCAGUCACGUUUAGCACGUGACGACGAUCUGGUCAAUCUCUCCUCACGAUGUGCUCCUUAAAGUGGUCACGCGAGGUUCGAAAACUUCGUUUAGCGACGAUGUCGAGCGUAUUUUCGAUCGAUCGAAGUAAUCGACACAUUUCCAAUGGGACUACAAAGUGAUAACUUGCUCAAUAAUUAGCGAUCAUAGUCCAUACGAUGCACCCUACAUAUCAUACGUCAUGCGUGAUGAAUUCAGCGAAUACUCUGGUUGUACGUGUCGUUCUUUGACAAAUUUGACGUUGAUGACCUGUCAUGUAUUUCAAAUAAUUCUGAUCGUCGUAGCACGUAUUUGGUAGUGGUCAACGACUGACCCUAGUAUUGGACAAUUCUUAUGGACGUUGCUAUCGAUCCUAUUGGACCAGAAGACGUAGCAGAAACUGUGAAAAGUUUCAUUUGUAAGGCAACAUGGUUGCCGCGCCUGUAUCAGCAUGUCAUAGGUCAAACCGAUGAGAUACUGUUUCGCACUCUGCGACGUGCAGUUAGUGGCGUGUUCUUCGACGAAACACCAACUUUUCUGCCAUUCCAUCUGACUUUGCAUCCUACUACGUUCCGUUAUAUAAUUUCUUCGUGAUCAGAUCCUCCCUCCGCUGCCGGUCCACUUAACGAUCCAAACCCUGAGCAACGAUCUUACAAAUGGCGCGAACAAAUUCGAAGAGGCGGCACUCUGAUCUGUCACAGUUCGAAUCCGUUGUCAGAAUCUCGAGUCUGCCAAUCGUGGAGAACGGUAUACAUAUUGCUGGUAAUGUGUACGAUAGAAUAAAGCGGUCAAAUUCUUUAAUGAGCUGGAGUUUAUACACAGCUGAACAAUCAUUCGCGAUCGCAACGGCAUCGGCAAAACCAGCAAUUUACGCGCUAAACGGAGCCAUCACGACGAUCGAUCAAUUGCUCUGUAAAGGUAUCGACAUCGUCGAAGAAAGAGUACCGGCUGUGCACCUACCUCCCCAUCUUAUAUACUGCAACGCACGGGAAUACGUGAGCAACAAAAUUGUUAGGCCUGUAUUGAUGCGGGCCGGAAGCGUAAAGCAGAUAGGAAGUCAAGCUGCGAACGCUGCGGUAGACACGUUAGACGGUGCUAUAACUGUUGCGGACAAAUACGUUGAUCGUUACUUGCCUGCUGAUCCUACGGAUAAAGUCAUAGAUGAGAAUGCUCCAAUCGAAUCUGUGAGUAAAACUACGCGGACUAUCAAGCAUGGCGCUAGAUUCUCUAGAAAAUUACAAAAGAGAUUGACGCGUCGCACAUUAGCAGAAGCUCGAGCCCUUAAAGAGCAAGGAACAGAAUGCAUUCACGUGCUUUUAUACGUUGUAGAACUGCUAGCGACAGAUCCAAAAUUAGCAUAUCAAAAAGCCAAAGAGUUGUGGGCAACGUUAAGUUUGCCCGAACCAGAGAAUCAAGCUCGACCAGCCACUUUGGAACAAUUGUUAGUUUUACUAACUCGUGAGUCUGCACGCCGUAUUGUCCAUCUUGUAAAUGGCACGUCAACAUUAGCAAGAAGAUCCCCGCGCGAUCUUGGCAGAAUUCUUGUUAACGUUUCUCACCAGCUAAUCACAGUUGCAGAGGCUACGCUUAAGAUGGUACCCGUCAUCGGUAGAAAAGACGCAACGAAAACGCAAUUAUCAGUUUUACAUUCGGCCAUACAAAGGCUCAAUGCAACUACAAACCAUUUAUUGGAGCAGUUCGCAGCUUUCCUAGCUGGUCGUCCAACUGUUUCUAAAGUAACACAAGUCCAGAGCCAUCAACAAAACCACAAUAACCACAUGUCGAUGUCUUCCAAUCCGCCAGUAAAUGGUAUCGAGUAACAAAGUCGCGUUUAAUAGUUGCUUCACAAGAGUGUUUUUUGUUUUUAUUUCAAGGUCAAUGACAACAAGAAAGAUCUCAGAUCGAAAUUUCACGAGCUAAUUGCGUCCAAUAUGCCGCAAUGACACGACUCCAAAACUUUGUAUUCCUCACGUUCGGAUAAAUAAGCAAUUGAUUUCUUUUAUUUUUAUCGACGGCACAGUAUAUCGGUGUCGCAUUAGCCUUCAGUUCUUACGUUUAACACCUAAUUAACAAUGUCUAUUUCUGGUGCACAAAUGUAAUGUUUAGAGGUAAGAAAGUGUAGAAAUAAAGAUUUAUUUUUCCUCCGUUGUA